Messenger RNA from Helianthus annuus (common sunflower), 1342 nucleotides. RefSeq names its product succinate--CoA ligase [ADP-forming] subunit alpha-1, mitochondrial. Gene Ontology annotation, biological process: tricarboxylic acid cycle. Bases 85 to 1083 code for a protein of 332 amino acids. Gene Ontology annotation, molecular function: succinate-CoA ligase (GDP-forming) activity; succinate-CoA ligase (ADP-forming) activity. The record is from RefSeq and is a predicted model, not a curated record. Gene Ontology annotation, cellular component: mitochondrion; succinate-CoA ligase complex (ADP-forming). NCBI's taxonomy places the organism in Eukaryota, Viridiplantae, Streptophyta, Magnoliopsida, Asterales, Asteraceae. The transcript has 7 exons.
UUUUGGAUUCUUCUUGCAGCGUAUUGUAUUAGUCGUCUCUCUCCGUAAAGGUUUUUGACGAAGAGGGAUUCGCAGCCAGCCAAGAUGUCUCGUCAAGCAGCUAGAUUCAUCGCUAAUCUCUCAUCAAAACUCACAUCUUCAUCUUCCAAUUCCAUCUCUCACUCGCGUUCAUUCGCCACUGCUCCUCCACCACCGGCUGUCUUCGUUGACAAAAACACUCGCGUCAUAUGUCAAGGAAUCACCGGGAAAAACGGCACCUUUCACACCGAACAAGCAAUUGAAUACGGCACUAAGAUGGUUGGUGGAGUUACUCCGAAGAAGGGUGGAACAGAGCAUUUGGGGCUACCUGUUUUCAACUCGGUUGCAGAUGCAAAAGCUGAAACCAAGGCGAAUGCGUCCGUAAUUUAUGUGCCUCCGCCUUUUGCUGCAGCAGCGAUCAUGGAGGCGUUGGAGGCUGAACUGGAUUUGAUCGUUUGCAUUACAGAAGGAAUACCACAACAUGAUAUGGUUAGGGUAAAGGCUGCUCUUCUUCAACAGUCAAAAACUCGGUUAAUUGGACCUAACUGCCCUGGUAUCAUUAAGCCUGGAGAAUGCAAGAUUGGAAUUAUGCCUGGUUAUAUUCACAAACCAGGACGCAUUGGUAUUGUAUCUCGGUCCGGCACGCUAACUUACGAAGCAGUUUACCAAACAACUGUUGUUGGCUUAGGCCAAUCCACUUGUGUAGGCAUUGGUGGGGAUCCUUUCAACGGGACCAACUUUGUUGACUGUAUGAAAAAAUUCAUUGAUGAUCCUCAGACAGAAGGUAUUGUUUUGAUUGGUGAGAUUGGUGGUACUGCAGAAGAAGAUGCAGCUGCCCUUAUAAAGGAAAGUGGGACCGAAAAGCCUAUCGUUGGCUUCAUUGCUGGACUUACUGCUCCGCCUGGUCGACGUAUGGGUCAUGCUGGAGCCAUAGUAUCAGGCGGAAAGGGUACUGCACAAGACAAAAUCAUGACCCUCAAGGAAGCUGGUGUGACAGUUGUGGAAUCACCAGCAAAGAUUGGAUCUGCAAUGUUUGAGGUGUUCAAACAGAGGGGUCUUGUAUGAUUCCACUUUCGUAUUAAAGACCAUUUUCCGUCCUCACAAUAACCAUGAUUAAAACAUCCAGGCGAGCUUUAUAUGAUUUGAAAUAUUUACGUUUUGAGCAUUUUUAGCAAUUUUUUUUAUGAAAAAGCCAAGUGUUAUGGCGUUGUUUUUUUAGUUUUGCAAAUUCAAAGUUGGAAAAAAAUAGAGGUAUUUGGAAUUCAAAUACCAAGUUAUGAUCAGUUAAGUGCAAUGGAACAGAACCUUUUUUUUUGUCUAUUUU